AUGUCCGUUACAAGCAGCACGUUUUCGCACCCGUCGGCACGUCGCUCCUCAUUAGCGGCUGAGCAUUUCCGGGUAUCCACAGCCUCGUCCGUUUCCCACACAGAAAGCCGUCUGCAACAGCCCAGGCAACUGUUCGCAAGAGCACACAAUGUCGGAACAUCCAUUUCGCCAUCGGGGUGGGUGGCCGCGUAUUCGUCAAAACAGAUACGACUGUACAACGUAAAGGGCGCAAAUAGAAAUCGCGAAAUUUCAAUCGAGACGUCCUUCGACAUCCCUAUGCUUUCGAAACACGAAGAGAUAAGAGAUGCCGCGUUGUCGAACGAUUUAAUUGCCGUCAUCACACAUACUCGACUGCUGGUAUACGAUGAGUAUCGCGGAAGCGGGGGCCAAGUGCGCGAACCUCUGCACGAGCAACGGAUUGACCAGGAUGGAAGCUGGACGCCAAGGUCUCUGGCCAUCUCACAAAUUGGUGCUCCGGGAAAUGACACAGAAGCAACAGCGAGCAUAGCUGUUGGUGGGGAAGGAGAGGGCGGAGUUAAGAUCUUUAGGUAUAGAUACACCGCAGGAUGGAACAGACAGCACGAUCGAAUAGUCCUGAGGUGUCCACGAAAUAAUGGAGCCAUCAAGGUGGUGGGGUUUUCGCCCUCUAGGCCUGAUGCCAUCUUUGGACCAAUGAUAUACGCUUUGACGACGGGCAAUCGGUUGUACUGUUGGGCAAUCAGCCUGAGUCCAAGGGUCGGUUUGAGUAAUCGUGUAGAUCCAAGCUGGCAAAUUGACUGUAACUCGAGCAGCAACGAACGUGCUUAUCGCGACGAGAUAUCGACCGCAACGUUCAUCAUAUCUCCAACGGGAAGACCGUACAUCCUCUGCACCGUGGAUCACAAACCCGGAUCGCACCUCUACCCAACUUUCAUUGUGCCCAUCGAUAUGCUUCAAGAAGAUCCACAGAGCCUUCGACAGUUGAUGAAGCCAAUACCCGAAAGUGCAAUUGGACAGAGUGUUCUUGCAGGUGUCGCAUCUUACAACGGUUACUUUCUGGUGGUAGUGGAGAAAGGGAAGAAGAAUAACGUCUUCAAAUUGCUAAGUCUUCAGGGCGCGGCUGGAGGUGGUUUGACAUGCGCUGCUACUCGGAUGCAAACAUGGGAUGCCAGACUCAAGGCCAAUAGAAUCGAUAGCUCAAGGAUAUCGAUAUCUAUUGAGGAAGAAACGGCUGCUCUUGAGCUGAUUGCGGUGGAUGGACAAGGACACGUUGUCUAUUCAAGGAUUAGCGUACCAGAUAUGCCAAAGACUCGGAUCACCCACGUCACACUACGCACAGCACCGCCUAUCGCUGAGCUUCCGUACAACCCAAAAGGCAUCGUCUUGGAAAUCGCUGAAGUCGUUCCUGGCAUCACAUUCCCAGCUCAGGAGCGACAUAUUCAGGAGUAG
Messenger RNA from Pyrenophora tritici-repentis Pt-1C-BFP, 1428 nucleotides. RefSeq lists its product as uncharacterized. NCBI's taxonomy places the organism in Eukaryota, Fungi, Ascomycota, Dothideomycetes, Pleosporales, Pleosporaceae. Gene Ontology annotation, molecular function: protein binding. The record is from RefSeq and is a predicted model, not a curated record.